UAUAGUUCUAUACAUAAACCCUGGCCUAACCAAAUCUUCAACUUCUAGGGUCUAUUCUUUCUUAUCCAGUCCGCGUAUGCAAUUUCAAACACGGAUUUUAGUUCGGAUUCGAAUUCAUACGCGGUAAGUGUUUGAUUGAACUGACGUAAUGGGUAUAUUCUGAGCUGCUGAUGCGAGUAACUGUUGAUAUCUGUCGUCGCGUUGCUAUUUUUUCGGGGGGUGUUCUGGAUUCAUCGUUGAAUCUAGGGUUUGCUGAACUGCAGUAGAGAUUUUGUUGAAAGCUGAGAUUUUUGAGUUGAUUGAUCGGAUUUUGAGUGGUGAAUCGUAAAUGAUUCAGGAAUUUGAAUAUGAGUGAUGGAGGUAGAGUGGAGAGUAGAGGAGAACAAGAGCAAGAGCAUGCACGGAUUAAUCGGGCGGGUUCGAGGGAUUUCGGGAGUGCCAUUUCGAGAGUUGUGGUGGCUCAGAUAUGUGAGAGUGUUGGGUUUGAGGGCUCCACUGAAUCGGCUAUCGAUUCAUUCUCAGAAAUUGCAGUAAGGUACAUUUCUGACCUGGGAAAGAUUGCCACAUUCUAUGCCAAUUUAUCCGGGAGAUCCGAGUGUAGCAUAUUCGAUAUAGUCAGUGGAUUGGAGGAUUUGGGUUCACAAUCAGGGUUCAUGGAGGCAAACAGUUGCAGGUUUAAUUCUGGUGUUAUGAAGGAGAUUGUUGAGUAUGUUGAUCGUUCAGAGGAUAUUCCUUUUGCCCAGCCCAUCUCACGCUUUCCAGUGAUCAAUGUGCCAAAGAUGAUUCCUAGUUUUGAGCGAAUGGGUGAAAAACCAGAGUCUAACCAUAUCCCACCUUGGUUGCCUGCAUUUCCUGACCCUCACACAUAUAUACAUACUGCUACAUGGAACGAGAGGGAAUCCAAUCCACGAGAUGAUAAAAUUGAGCUAGUCAGGCAGCGCAGGAAGGCAGAGAUGUCUCUCUUGAAUUUGCAGCAGCGGCUGUUAUGCUAUGGAUUGCCAGCUGCUUCAAGUUCACAGAAACCAAGGUCUACAGGUGAAAAUGAUGAGAGUGAAAACCCAUUCCUUGCGAAGACAUUACAAGCUGAGGAGAAAGAUGUGUCUUCUAUUGCCCUUCCUGCCAAAUUCUCCACCAUCGGCCGUGGCUCUUUACUGGAGACGUUUUCUCCAGCAAUUGAAGCAAUGAAAGAUGGGAUUUCAGAGAGUGAAAUUGGAAGUGAUAGAAAGAAUGGUACAGACAAAAGACGACCUGCUGUUUGUUUGGAGUUCAAACCUGGUAAGAAGGUUUUAGGCGAUUCGUUGGACUUGAGGCUUUGGAACAAGGGCUCUGCGAGAGCAGGAGCAUCAUGGUUCAGGAGAGAUGAUGAUAAUAACAUCAAAGACGAUAAGAAGAGGAGAGCAGAGUUGAUUCUUAGACAAGCCAUGGAAAACCAGCAGGAGCUGACACAGUUGUAAAUUAGUUCCAUGAAAUUGUUUGUGAUACAAGUGUAGGUUAGCUGAUUAUAAUCAAGAUUAAAGUGUUGUAACUAUGCUGUGCAUUUCAGGAGAGUUCAUGUAGAAGAGGCCAACUCAUAUUUCCAGGCAUUUUUCCGAGGUUAGUUCAUUGUUUUCUUUAGGAUAUGGUUUUUAACUCAAGAAAGAAAAGAUCCCAAAAAAAAAUUGUGUGAAUAAAAUCUAGUCCUGAUGAGAUUCUUGUUGGUACUUGGUAGAGGCUGUGUUUUUUUUCAGAGUUGAAUUGAAGGAUAAUGU
Messenger RNA from Cuscuta campestris, 1748 nucleotides. Lineage: Eukaryota; Viridiplantae; Streptophyta; Magnoliopsida; Solanales; Convolvulaceae. The record is from the annotation of a GenBank genome assembly.